Haemonchus placei is the source of this 1953-nucleotide messenger RNA. The record is from the annotation of a GenBank genome assembly. Lineage: Eukaryota; Metazoa; Nematoda; Chromadorea; Rhabditida; Trichostrongylidae.
AUGAUUCGUCUGGUGGCAUUGAUUCCACUACUGUUCCAUACCUCCCAGGCGGAUAUCUGUGCUUACUGUUCCUGUGACCGCCAUGCCAAAUCGGUGACCUGUAACUCACCCACACUGCUUAUUCGAACCGUUUCACUGCUUCCAUGGAUCGAGCAGGUCCACCUGAUCGACCUUAAUCUACCCUAUCCUCCACACUUCCUAUUCCAUCCUGCUCUUCGGGUAUUACGCAUCAACCGCUGUGGAUUACAGUCCCUCUCGGCUCAUUCGCUACUGCCUCUGCCUAAUUUGGAGGUGCUGAAUUUGGCUGACAACCACCUGGACGCUUUACCCACAACUGCUCUCCGGAGUCUAAAGCAUCUCCGGGUUGUCAAUUUGGCCAGAAAUCGGCUCGCAAAUCUGUCACUGUUUUCGCCUGUCCUGGCCGAGAACGUCGUACUGGAACAGCUUGACCUCAGCGGAAAUCCCAUUGCCCUCUCCACAAGGGCCGCAUCUCUGCCACCAUCCGAACAGCUCCUGCUGUCCUCCGCGAAUCUGGCCUUUAUCAACUCUUCUGCUAUCGUCUUCCAGCCCUCUACAAUCUGUCCAAUGGAUGUCGGCUGCCGUAUUUUGCCAAUCUCGACUGCUGAAUUCAGUCGCCUCAAUGCUUUCGAUGUUUCGAAUAAUCGGAUUAAAAUCGACAUUUCGGCUCUCACUGCCCUCACCAAUGCCAGCCAUCUCGACUUUUCCUACACCCACCUGCCACCUUCAUUCAUCAAUUGGCUUGUGGAUGACAGCCGAGCCAAAUCGCUGAAUCUGUCCCAUGCCGAGCUGCACCUGAUGGACGAAAGCUGGUCAGCAUGUGGUCGUAAUUUGAAGACGUUGGAUAUCACCGGUCUUCGACUCAAGCGACUCCAUCUCCUUAAGAACUGCGUUCUAACUACCGUAUUCGCUAGAGAUAAUCUGAUCGAGACCAGCUGGCUUGAAGCAGUCUCACUCGAGGAACUCCAUUUGGACAGAAAUCUUUUCACUGAUUGGCCUGUUCUGCCUCCAGGAGUGGCCCUCGACCGACUUCGCUCUCUGACUCUUUCGUCCAACCUGCUCACCGCUUUACCCCCACAUGCACUGUCCCAAUUCCCAAAUCUGCAACAUUUGGAUGUGUCUAGGAAUCAGAUCAGUGAAAUAGAUCAUCUUGCAUUUCCCACGUUGGGGAUGCAACUCGUCUCUAUUGAUCUGUCUUUUAAUCAAUUAUCGAUCCUUCCACAUCCUGUACUACCCUCAUUGAUUUAUCUGGAUGUGUCCAGUAAUAACCUCGUCACGAUGGAUUCUGCCCUAUUCGCUGGUCUGCCAUUACUUCAACAUCUGAAACUAGCCAAUAAUCCACAGAUCUUUACUCGAUGUGAGGAACGAUGCUGGUCUGAUCAUUUGGACGAAUUGACCGGCCUAAUCGACUUGGAUCUGUCCUACUGUGAUCUCUCCCGAGCCCUGCAUCUAUCACAUCUCCAAUCACUGCGGACUCUAUUGCUCCGAGGGAAUCAGAUUGUCACUAUGAACGCUGCCGACUUGCCUCCCAACCUGACCACCCUGGAUCUGGGAGAGAAUCGUAUACAUUUCACUAGGAAUUUCUCCCGACUACGUUCGCUUCGGGACCUACGGAUCGACACGAAUCCACUGCGAUGCGAUUGCAGUCUUCACGAUAUCGUUCCACAUCUUCUGAAUCAGUCCCAGAUAACCGAUCCACAGCUUUACUACUGUUUUUCUGGUUCAUGGCAAUACCCGUUGCUGCCGUAUCUCACUGGAAUCACCCCAUGUCGGAACCCAAGUACCCAAUUCAUCCCGGUUCUCCUGAGUACAUUUGUUUUUUCGAUCAUUAUCAUUUGUUUACUUUUAUUAGCUGUAAUCGGAUAUAAACGUUAUGCGCCAUUGAUGAGCCAUGCCUAUCAACGAUUAGCCACCGAUUUCCCGACUCGAUUGUAG